Gilbertella persicaria is the source of this 2369-nucleotide messenger RNA. Its product is annotated as glycoside hydrolase superfamily. NCBI's taxonomy places the organism in Eukaryota, Fungi, Mucoromycota, Mucoromycetes, Mucorales, Choanephoraceae. The transcript is spliced from 3 exons. The record is from RefSeq and is a predicted model, not a curated record. Bases 55 to 2277 code for a protein of 740 amino acids. Gene Ontology annotation, biological process: carbohydrate catabolic process. Gene Ontology annotation, molecular function: alpha-galactosidase activity.
UCUAAAUUCUUUUUUCCUUUUUCUUUCUUUUUACUAUUAUUAUUUUUUUUUAAAAUGAAACUUGCGCCUACUUCGUUUCAAACAAACAAAGCACAAGUUAACUUAUCUUAUAAGAUAACUGGUGAUAAAAAGGUGAUUCAGCAUAAAAAUGAACUUUUGCUUCCAGAACAACCUUAUAGAAAUCAAUACCUUCAAGUCAGCUCAAAAGUAGCUCCUCAUACAGACGGAAAAGGAGGAUAUAUCCUUUCACUCAGUAUCAAGGCACUCCAACCUCUUGAGCUUGUCAACUUCGAGACAACAUUCAUGACAGACCUUAAAGACCAACGUAUGAUGGCAAAUGGGUUUCAGAGUUGGAGUCAAGCGCGUGAGUUUACAAAAAACGAUCGAAUUCCUGCAAUUCGAUCAAGUGUCGCUAAAUAUACUCAACUUAAUCUUCAGGGCGAUUAUGAUAUUUUUCAACAUUCUGGAGACAAAGGUUUGAUCCAUUCAAGCAGCUAUACUCAUUUUCGCGACUUGAACAACGUUGUUUCCUUUUUUGGAUCAGUGUCCGAAAACCUUGGCUAUACUUAUUUCAAAGGUGAUUUCAAUAACAACACUUUCAGUAUCUACAAAGACGUGGUGGGUAAGAAAAUGACCGAGGGCCAAGAAAUCGAAUUUGUACGUGUGUUUAUGGCACAAGGUAUUCAUGCUGAGGCUGCUAUUUGGGAUUCGUAUGCCGAGUUUUAUGAGGACCGUAGAGCUAUUAAGAAUAAUGAAGAUGCCAAGCGUCAUGUGAAUGGCUGGACUUCUUGGUACAAUUACUAUGGUGAUGUUAGUGAGUCUAUUGUUUAUGAAAAUGUAGAAGCAUUACAAAGCUAUCAAUAUCCUAUCAACAUUUUCCAAAUCGACGAUGGAUUCCAGACAGCCAUCGGUGAUUGGCUUAGUAUCAAUCAAAAGUUUCCAAGCGGCAUGAAAGCAGUAGCUGAUAAAAUCAAAGGUGCUGGUUUCAAAGCCGGUCUUUGGUUAGCGCCAUAUGCUGUAGGAUUCAAUAGUCAAGUUGCUAAAGAGCAUCCAGAUUGGCUUAUUAUCGAUCCCGAAACAAACAAGCCUGUAGUGGCAGGACCCAAUUGGGGCGGAUUUUAUGCUUUGGAUAUGUACCACGUUGACGCAAGAAAGUAUUUAAAGAAUGUGUUUGAUAUUGUGCUGCAAGAUUGGGGAUUUGAUAUGCUCAAACUUGAUUUUUGUUUUGCUGCAGCUAUGAUUCCUCGUAUGGGCAAAUCACGUGGUGAAAUUAUGUGGGAAGCUAUGGAAUUGAUUCGUGAUUUUGUUGGUCCUGAUAAGCUUGUCUUAGGCUGUGGUGUGCCUUUGGCCUCUGCUUUUAGAAAAGUAGAUUAUUGUCGUAUUGGAUCUGAUGUUGCACCAUGGUGGGAAGAUUCUAAGCUCAAGUUGCUCCAUGUGCGUGAGCGUGUCUCAACAGCAAACUCACUUGUUUCUACUCUGACUCGAUGGGUUAUGUCUGAUCGUAUGUUUGGUAAUGAUCCUGAUGUAAUGAUCCUUCGCAAGCAAAAGAACAAACUUACUGAAGAUGAGAGAUAUACACUCUGUGUCUUAAACAACAUUCUGGGUGCUCUUGUGUUUAUCUCUGAUAAUGUUCGUCUUUAUGGUCGUGAUGAACAUUUAUUGUAUUCUGCUACUUUUCCCAAAGUGAUUGCCCAUGUCUACAGUGUACUUGAAUCCAGAACCAAUUGCUUUGUAGUGAACUAUCUCGUCAACGAUAAGCACGGUAGACAACGUCGAUACACUACUUUUGCCAACUUGGCAGAAGAAGAACAGACAAUUUAUUUGCCGGAAUCCUCUCACGAUACUCACUUAUUGUUCGCAACAGACAACGAUAUGCACAUGAGCCAAGCAGAUGAAUCUGAAGCCUUAUUUUAUCAUCCUUCUUCUGCUGCUAAGCUCAAGGUUCAUGAGACAAAAACAUUUAUGCAUAUUCCUUUGGUUUCCGAUAAAUCCGAUCUCAUCUUUUUGGGCUCUACAAGUCAUAUUGUUCCUGGUGCUGAACUGGAUGAGUUUAGUGUUGAAAAGAAAGAUAUCAAAAUUACUUUUAGAGAAGAAAACAAACGUCGUCACCGUGUCUUGAUUGGUUAUGGUCCCUUCCUUCAUGAAUCUCGACAAGUGAUUCCGCCUGAAUGUACUAUCAACGGUAAACAAGCUAGACAUGAAUGGAUUCCAGUGAGUGGUUCUGGAGAAGGAAGAAAAAAGAGUGAAGUGUUGGCAUUAGUUUUAGAAGAAUUUUAGUGAUAAUUUAUGCUUUGAAUUUUAUUGGUCAGCUAGCACUGUCAAACAAAUAAAUCACACGUUAGAGAAUUAACGUCAUCAGAAAGGGGAGA